AUGAAGGAGAUUAGCAGAAAGAUUGUUGUGGAAAAGUUCAACCGAUCUGAUAUCGGAUUUUCAAAUAUUCAAAUCGAGCAAUUGAACCCAGUUGUUGAUGAACGUGCCCUUAUUUUGUUAUCAGUUAAUUCAGACUGUUGGACCGACUUCGAGCUAUGGGAGAUUCACCGGAAGACCAUCAUGGCUCAGUUCAAGCGCGCUGAUUUCAACGAAUUUAUCGAGAGGACCGUGUGGCAGAAGGUCGAGGACGGGCUAUUCCCCGUCCUCGACCAUUUCUGCGGGAAAAAAGAGGGUUUGGAUUUGCAGGAUGUUUUCCAGCGGUUGGCUUUUGACAACAUAUGCAAAUUCGUGCUUGGGAGCGACCCUUGCUCUCUACGGGUGGAUUUGAGGGUUUUACCUUGCGAGAAGGCGUUUAGUACGCUGGCGGAGCCGCUGCUGAGGCGGCAUAUACUGCCGGAGUGGAUGUGGAAGGUGCAGAGGUGGCUCAACGUGGGCGACGAGAGGAUCAUUGCUGAGGCUGCUGCGGCGUUUGAUGACUUCAUCUACCCGCGUGCUGUUGUCGGUGGCGGUGGCGGUGAUGCGAAUGUGCUGAGAGCGUUUGAGAAGAUGUAUAAUGAGAGGAAAUCGGUUGCGGUUAGUACUGCUAGUCUUGGAGAGUUUCUCAAGGAUUCUUCUCUGAGUUUGAUGUUUGCCGGGAGGGACACGACCAGCACGUGCCUCACGUGGCUCUUCUGGCUCGUCGCGCAAGACCCAGUGUCGGAGAGGAAGAUUCUAGAAGAAUUAGAAGCAGAGCUCGGUCUCAAUAAAAAAUGGAGAUCCUUCACUGCGGAAGAGUCGCACGAGCUAGUGUACCUACACGGAGCUCUAUGCGAGUCGUUGAGGCUAUUCCCUCCGGCUGCACUGGAGCAUAAAGCUCCAAUGCAACCAGACAUCCUCCCGAGUGGGCAUCACCUGGCUCGCAACGGGAAGCUGAUCUUAUCAUUCUACUCAGUGGGAAGAAUGGAGAGCGUGUGGGGUAAAGACUGCCUCGAAUUCAAGCCGGAGAGAUGGAUCUCUCCGAGCGGGAAGAUCAAACACGAGUCGUCGUAUAAGUUUCCGGCGUUUAAUGCGGGGCCGAGGGCGUGCUUGGGGAAGGACAUGGCGUUCAUACAGAUGAAGAUGGUGGCGGCGGCGAUAUUGUACGGAUACAAGGUGAAAGUGGUGGAGGGGCAAAGGGUUUCGCCUCGGGAUUCGAUCAUUUUACAUGCUAAGGAAGGAUUGAAGGUGUUGUUGUGUAAGAGAAAUUGA
This is a messenger RNA of Salvia hispanica, 1287 nucleotides long. The record is from RefSeq and is a predicted model, not a curated record. Lineage: Eukaryota; Viridiplantae; Streptophyta; Magnoliopsida; Lamiales; Lamiaceae.